This is a messenger RNA of Calliphora vicina (urban bluebottle blowfly), 5300 nucleotides long. RefSeq names its product frequenin-2. Gene Ontology annotation, molecular function: calcium sensitive guanylate cyclase activator activity; calcium ion binding. The record is from RefSeq and is a predicted model, not a curated record. The transcript has 7 exons. Bases 96 to 659 code for a protein of 187 amino acids. Lineage: Eukaryota; Metazoa; Arthropoda; Insecta; Diptera; Calliphoridae.
UAAAAUAUAACAAAUAAAAAAAAGCUAAAAAAGAAAACCUAAAACAUAUUUGUGUUUCGUUAAAAACCUUAAAUUAUUUCAAACACAGCAUAAAUAUGGGCAAGAAAAAUUCAAAAUUGAAGCAAGACACCAUUGAUCGUUUGACAACGGAUACAUACUUCACCGAAAAAGAAAUAAGACAAUGGCACAAAGGUUUUCUAAAAGACUGUCCGAAUGGUUUACUCACAGAACAAGGUUUUAUAAAAAUCUACAAACAGUUCUUUCCACAAGGAGAUCCUAGUAAAUUUGCCUCAUUAGUAUUUCGAGUGUUUGAUGAAAAUAAUGAUGGAGCGAUAGAAUUUGAGGAGUUCAUACGCGCAUUAUCGAUUACAUCAAGAGGAAAUUUGGAUGAAAAACUACAAUGGGCAUUUCGUCUGUAUGAUGUGGAUAAUGAUGGUUAUAUAACGAGAGAAGAAAUGUAUAAUAUAGUAGAUGCUAUUUAUCAAAUGGUGGGUCAACAACCACAAACAGAUGACGAGAAUACGCCACAGAAACGAGUGGAUAAAAUAUUCGAUCAAAUGGACAAAAAUCAUGAUGAUCGUUUGACAUUAGAAGAAUUUCGUGAGGGUAGUAAAGCUGAUCCACGUAUAGUACAGGCGUUAAGUUUAGGUGGUGAUUAACCAAAAGAGUCAUAGUUUAAUUCACAGGUUAAUUAAACUUCAUAUUAAACAAAAACUAAAUAAAAACAACAACAAAUAACUGAUUAAACCACAAACAGCAUAACAAUAAAAAGCCAAAAACAUAAUUAGAAAAAAACACAUACAUACAUGAAAUUUAAACAUAUACAAAAAUUUAACUCUCACAGAUACACCGACAGACAUUCGUUUAUAAACUGAAAACAAUUUCGUAGAGAAGAGAUACAUUUGCCGUGUUUUAUAUAAAAAUAACCUCUAGACAAAAGUAAAAUAAAAAAAAAUAACAAAAACUAAAAGCAGUAGUAAAAGCUUGAUAAAUAUAACAUAAAACAAAGCAAAUACUUAACAAAUAAAAAACAAAAAUUUUGUUAUUCUGUACAUACAAAUGCAAAAAGAGAAAAAAAAAUAGGAAAAACUCACACUCACAAUAUAAAACUACUAAAAUGAAAAUCUAACCACCCACCCAGAUUCAUACAUAUUUAGAUACAAAAUUAAAAGAAAACUUUACAUAAAAAUUAAACAAAAAAAAACUAACUUUUCUAUAUACAACACAGCUGAAAAAACCAAAUUAAGGUCGAAUAUAAAGGUGCGUUUUUUUUUCUUAUUCUACUUACAUCUUCUCCUCAAGGGAAUAAAAUACCAGGACAGCAAAAAAAAACCUAUUAAAACUACUUCCUAUUUACUUAAUCUACCUUUAACACAGACAUUUACUCCAAAAAAAAAUGAGGAAAACGGUUACUGACAAGAGAGAUAGAGAGAGGGGAAAAAGAAAAUUAAAAUACUUCCAAAAAGAAUAAAAACAAACUCAAUUUAAUUUAUUUGAUAGAUCUAUUUAGGAAACCAACAACAACAAAAAUUAAUUAAAACAAUCUGCAAAAAAAGCUUAACUAAAUAACUUUAAGUAUUUCUGAGAAUGAUAGAAAUAGAGUAGAAUUGAUAAGUGCUAAACCUUUUUCAGGGAAUCAUUUAAGAAUUCUUAAAGUGUUCCCAAGAGACUUUAGACGAGAAUACACUAAUGAAGAAAAGGAUUAUUAAUGUAGAGUUUUUUCCCCUAAUUUAAGAUACUUAAAACACUUAAACAGGUACUUUAUUAUAACCAGAAAAAACAAUCAAUCUUUGACAAUUAUUUUUAAAGAUCACGAUAUUUCCCGACUAACGCGAGUAAUGUUGGCUUCCAAAUCUUGAAUUGUAGCUGACUUAUCGACGAAGAUUUCUGACUUCACAUAACUCCAAAGAAAUAAACCCAGAGUUGUGAUAUCAUAUUGCCAGUUGACAGUUUCGGAACUCAAAAUUAGCUGCUUACCAAAAUUAUAUCAAGAUGUGUGUAUGCCACUGUUCGAAAUUGUUGAAUCCAAAUGUCUCCAGCAUCACAGGCCUAAAUUUCAGCCAACUAGAUUCUAACUACUCCGUUAACAUUUUCCAAUGCCGGAAUACAAUAUCAGGCAACCUCUAUAAAUAUAGUACAGUCACAUUUUCAUUAUCAGUACGCUUCCUCAUCUCAGAAACUAUCUGGAAAACUUUACCCUACAACCUAACCAUGAGAGGCUGUGAACAAAAUGCAAUGCUCUAUUGCAUACGAAUCCCCUAUACAUAUUCAAAACGGUGAAUGGGUGAAGAAUGGAACUGAAAAAGUCGAGACAUUCGCUGACCACUUAGGUAAUGCACUUACUAGGGUUCAAUAAGUCGGCUGUUCGAAUAAUUGUUCAAAAAUCGAAUAACUAAAAAAGGUCUAAAAUGUCGAUUUUCUGAUUUUAGAUACCCUACACUAAGUAAAAGAGCAAAAACUUUUUUCUUUUAAACUUUCAUUAAUUUAUAUUUUUGAGUGAUUUUCGGAAGUGGGCCUAUGACCAAUUAUAGACCGAUCAUCAUGAAAUUAGGUCGUGUGAUUUAUGUCUAUAUGAAAGUUAACUAUAUUGAAUUUUGUGUGUAUACCAACUACGACUAAUUAAGGACGAUCGUAACAAAAGAAAACUUUGACCGAUAAAGUCCUAAUACAAAAUGAUAUUUCUAUGGGGUCUAUGUGAAAUAAUGGACCGAUUUUAGCCAGUUUCAAUAGGCUUGGUUCUUGGAGCGAAAAAAUAAUAUGUACCAAAUUUGAUCGAAAUAUCUUCAAAAUUUCGACCUGUACUCUGCGCACCAGGUUUACAUGGACAUCCAGCCGACCAGCCAGACGGACGGACAUCGUUUAAAAAGUGAUUCAUCGUUUAGAAAGUUAUUAGAAAGUGACUCAGAAAGUGAUUCUAAGUCGAUCGGUAUACUUUAAGGUGGGUGUUAGACUAAUAUUUUUGGGCGUUACAAACAUCUGCACAAACGCAUUAUACCCUCCCCACUAUGGUGGUGUAGGGUAUAAAACAUCGGUUAUUCAUUAAUAAAUCUACCAACAACAUACUCUAUUCAUUCAAAUAGGAUGAUCAGUACACACUCUAGUGUUGCUCCGACGAUUGUUAAUGAGAUGGAGCACCGUCCAAUAAAAUUCUAUAUAAGGAAGAUAGCAAUCAAUGGUCACAAAUCAGGAAAAUGUCCUGGCAUAGAUAGAAUUACUUCAACAGCGAUAAGUAAUCUGGCUAACUCAGCACUAAGAUUUAUUUUCAGUUCCUUAUUACGCAUUGGAUGCUUCUCUUCCUCAUGGAAAGUUUCAGAGAUAGUUAUGAUACCUAAACCUGUAAAAGACGUUAGUCUUGUGAAAGCCUGAUACCAUAUCAUGAUACUCAAACAUUGUUCCUGAGCAUCAGUUUGGUUUCAGAAGGAGACAAAGUACUAUUUAACAGGUGCAUUGCAUAACAACUCUUAUCCGGAAAGCUUUCGAGAGCAAACAAUAUUGAUCUACUUUAUUUGCAGAUAUCUCUCAAGCAUUUGAUAAAGUCUGAUACGAGGGAUUAAUAUACAGAAUAUGAUAUUACCUCAGACUGUUACUUUAAAGUUAUAUAAAAACAGAUCUUUCCAAAUAAGAUCAAAAGAUGUGAUAUUUUCACAUUACACUGGGAAAUAUUCCAGGACUGCUCUUACAAAUAUUCUUCUAUGCCAUUCUGAACCACUCCAAGCUCACAUCAAUGAGUUAGGAUACCUCAAGAAAACCGUGCAAAGUACCGAUCUACACAGCCAUCUAGUAUGUACCCACAAUACUGAAUCCAAAGCGACACAUAUAAAACUAAAGUCUACCCAAAUGCACUGGAUCCUUGAUCCUCGAUCAGUACUAGACUUGAACUAAAAGGUUCUCUUCUAUAUAAAGGUUAUAAAACCAAUAUGAUCGUAAGGCAGCCAGCCAUCGGGAAAAGCUUCUUCAACAGAAAAAACUAUCCAGAUUAUUGAGAAUAAUGACGGGAGCUCUAUGGGGAUUUAAAUGUUGUAAAAAUAUGCGAGGUGAUCAAGUAUUCCAUUAUUAAGUACGUGGUAAAACUAUUGAAUCAUCCGAAUCCACUUACAAGGAAGCUGAUCUCUUUUGAGGGACAGAAAAGUGGAAACUCUGGGUUUUAGUUUUAGGUCUAAAUUCUGGCUUAAAAUUCUCAAAGUUGUUCCAUAUGAAAGGCCAAGAAGCUGCGCACGCUAAUUUUCAUGUUGCAGCUAACUAAUUUGUAGACGUUGUUACGCUGUGAGUCUUUGCGUGAUGAAUUGUCAAACAAUACGGAAUAAAAGCAAGCUGACAAUGUGCCACCAGUCGCGAGUGAUCUAUAAAUCAAAUCUAUAAAUGCAUCAGCCUUCAUUUGAGGCUCUGAAUCGUUUGUGAAACGAUCCGUCCCUAUAAAAACCAUAUCAUUGAUCUAGUUUAGAUCUUUAAUUUAUUCACAUAUAUAGAAUUGUUGCCAAAAUAAAUUUCCUUUUUAUUUUAGCUGCUUCUUCUGUAUAUCCUCUCAAUUACUUCAUACUUUCCUGAUGUUUCGUUGACGUGUCAAAAAGUAAUUAUACUUUUGAAUUUUUGGGUUAAACAUCAACACGAUCAACAUUAUUAUUUUCAAGCACAUAAAUGAAAACGAAAAUUCCCAAAACAAACAAUAUUUUGGUUAAAAUUCGUGAUUCAGGUUUCUUGAUAGAGUCACAUACAUUUUUGAAACAAUUUUCUAUCAUAGUUAUUAAACAUGGAUCUCUGCAGACAAAUCAUUGUAAUCGUGAUCGAAUAAGCUUUCGUUUUCAAAAAGACAUUAAAAUGUGCUUGCGCUCGUAAUCUCAAAUAAGAAAAUUACUAUCAAUUUCACUUGAUCGCGAAUGGCGUAAUUUGGCCCAUGUUUUAAAAUUUAUCACAUCUAUUCUAACAAUCAUUCUCGGAAGUACAUGUAUAAACAAAACUGCAACCCAAUUAUAAACUAUCAACAAUUGUUAAGGAUAAAUUAUUAAAAAAAAACAGAAAACCAACAAUUUAAGUAAAAAAAAAAUAAUACUAACACCAAUUAAAAACCAAAUAAAACGCUUUUUUAAUAACAAAUAUAAAAAAAUCAUAAAUCAAUAAAAUUAAAAUAUGAAACAAAUUAUUAAUAUUUACAAAUAUGUAGUUUUAAGUGUUGUUGUUAAGGCUCAUUUAAUAAUUGAAAGAACAAAAAAACAAACAAAAAAAAUUUACUAAAAAAACGGAAUGAAUAAAAACAAAAUCAAAAAUAUUUAUUAACAAAUUUAUAAGCCAAAAAAAAGUAAAAA